AUGAACCAGACAGCCGAUUCGCCUCUCUUCAUCGCCGAGGAAGUCAUCUGCGCCUAUCCCAUCAGCACCUUCUACGACGCCUGUCCGCGCUACCUCUUCUACGCCCUCCUCCUCGCGACCUGCGUCACUCGCUGGACCGGCUGGCUAGCAGAUGUCUUUCUCGGUGCUGCCGCAACCUACGCCGGCACGGCUGCCAUCCAAGCCUUCAUCCUCGUGUCCAGCCGGCCGAAACUCCCCCCAUCUUCACCCAUCACCAUCCCCCUCGUCCCCAACACCACCAUCCUAUGGGAUGACUUCCCAGCCCUAAUCACCGAAACCGAUCUCCUCAACCUCACCCCCGCAGCCCUAGACCUCGACGCCGACGCCGUCCUCGCCAUUGUCGUAACCGCCUACCUAACCUUCCUCCCUCUCCAAUGCUGGUCCCGCGCCUUCUCCACCGAACGCGCACGCUACAUCCUCUUCUCCCUCUGGCACAUCCUCAUGCUCGCCGGCUCCAUCUGCGCCCUCAUCUACUGGCCCACCCUCCACAACACCCCACCCCAAUACACCUUCUGCUUCCCGGACCUCCCCCCCUCCACCACCGUCUCCAACGACGGCUGGGAACCCUGGCAACGCACCUCCACCUGGAACACCAGCAUCUGGACCAUCUUCUCCAACGCAUCCACCUUCGACCAACUCCCCGGCAUCUGCUUCUACCCCUGCUUCAACACCACCCAAGUCCUCCGCCAACCCACCUCCCUCGACGCCGUCAUCGCCACCGGCGACUACCGCGUCCACCAACGUAGCCGCUUCUGGGACGAGGUCAUCUACUCCCAACGCUACAUCUACAGCCUCAUCGUCCUAACCAUGGUCGUCAACGUCUCCCUCCUCCUCUUCUUCAAAAUCCUCCCUUACCACUCCCGUCUCCCUUCUGCACAGGUCCGCUGUAUCUGGGCCGCACGGAAAAUCAUCCUCCACGGACUGAAACAGGACUUUCGCUCUACGGUCUAUAUCUCCCGUCUCCAUCGCACGGAAGUCAUGGAGAAGACCCGACAGCGUUUAUCUGUCUGGACACCCGCGAGGAUACUAUUCACGCUACACGCCACUGGCCUGUGGAUCCGACAGCUUCUCGAUACGGUCAUCCUCUGCACGUUAGUGUUCAGUAUGAUUGUGAGUCCAUUGACGGUGAUUGCCUUCGUCGUCUGGAUCGAGUAUUAUAUCCACGAGGAUGGUCCGUCCCAGGAGACUCCGAAGCAGGUGGGGCAGUGGUCGCCGUUGGCGUCGAUCGGGUUUUUGCUUGUUUCGGCGGCGGUGUUGAAGAUGAAGUAUUGGGUUGCGGCGAGAGAGGAGCUGGAUGAGGAGAUUGGACGGAUGAGAGGGGAGUUGGAGAGAUUAGAGAAGAUGAGGGCUGAGAGGGGAGUUCAGGAAUCCUGA
This is a messenger RNA of Aspergillus ibericus CBS 121593, 1413 nucleotides long. RefSeq lists its product as uncharacterized. Bases 1 to 1413 code for a protein of 470 amino acids. The transcript has a single exon. Lineage: Eukaryota; Fungi; Ascomycota; Eurotiomycetes; Eurotiales; Aspergillaceae. The record is from RefSeq and is a predicted model, not a curated record.